CGCCAGCCACCGGAGGGAGAGAAGGAAACAGGUGCUAACCCUGCCUCGGCCACGCCCGGCACUAGACUCCCGCCCAAGAGUCACCCAAGCGGGCCCUUAAGCAAGACGAGCCCCGCGGAGUUGCGCCAAACACCUCGCGCGCUGUUCUGCGUGCCUUUGCAAUCUCGCGCGCGCCUCGCCGCCUCCCCAGACCGACCUCCGCGCAAGGCUCCUCAGGAAUAAAACGGAGAGCCGCUUGAGCAGACCCCGGGCGCGGGGUGGGGGGUGAGAAUAGGAAACUCGAGGGGUGGAGACCACUGUGGCGAGAGGAAACGGUUUAAAUGAACUACGAAGGCUUUGUUAUGCAAGUGUGGUAGCAAGAUGUGAAGCCGGGACUAUGCGGUGCUCUUGAGAGACGCUUCCUGCCUCCGCGAGGGCCGUGGCUUCUGAGGCUGCUCAGAAGGUGCUCGAUGUUGGAGCCGAAGAUAUUUGGGUGGUGCAACGAGGGCAGCUGUUGAAGCUCCUGCUCUACCUUGCCACUUGAGGCAGCUGGCUGGAGCACAACCACCAAGGCUGGAACCAUGGACUUUACCAGGGACCCCCAUGUGAAGGUCCUUAACAGUGUCAAUGACUAUGUCAACUAUGACAUCAUUGUCAGGCAUUACAACUUCACAGGGAAGUUGAAUGAGAAAGCAGAGAGUGGGAUCAAAGCAUCUUCGGUGGUCUUCAUCAUCAUUUGCUGCUUCAUUAUUGUUGAGAACAUCUUUGUCCUGCUGACCAUCUGGAAAACCAAGAAGUUCCACAGACCUAUGUACUAUUUCAUUGGUAACUUGGCCCUUUCGGAUUUGCUGGCUGGGGUGGCUUACACGGCCAACAUUUUAUUGUCUGGGAGCAAGACCUACACCCUCACCCCUGCUCAGUGGUUUCUUAGGGAAGGGAGCAUGUUUGUGGCACUGUCAGCUUCUGUGUUCAGUCUCCUGGCUAUUGCCAUUGAAAGGUAUAUUACAAUGCUGAAAAUGAAACUCCACAAUGGCAGCAACAGUUUCCGUUCUUUCCUACUGAUCAGUGCCGUUUGGGUCAUCUCAGUGAUUCUAGGGGGUCUCCCUAUUAUGGGGUGGAACUGCAUCAACAUCUUACCAAGCUGUUCCAUUGUGUUGCCCCUCUACCAUAAGCAUUAUAUUCUCUUCUGCACCUCAGUGUUCACUGGCCUCCUGCUGUCCAUUGUGGUCCUCUACUGCAGAAUCUACAUCUUGGUGAGGACUAGGAGCCGUAGGCUGACCUUUCGGAAGAACACUGUUAAAGCCACCAGGAGUUCAGAGAAGUCUCUGGCUCUGCUUAAGACAGUGAUCAUUGUUUUAAGUGUGUUUAUUGUCUGUUGGUCUCCCUUGUUCAUACUGCUUUUGCUGGAUGUGAGGUGCAAAGUCCGGUCCUGCCCAAUCCUCCUCCAGGCUGAAUAUUUCUUAGUUCUGGCAGUUCUCAACUCUGCUACAAAUCCUAUCAUCUAUACACUGACCAGCAAAGAGAUGCGGAGGGCCUUUAUCAAGAUUGUAUGCUGCUGUAAGUGUCCCGUCACGGACUCUGGGACCAAAUUCAAGAGACCCAUCAUUGGAGGGAUUGAGUUCAGCCGCAGUAGGUCUGAUAAUUCCUCCCACCCACAGAAAGAUGAGGGCGACGCUCCAGAGACUAUGAUGUCUUCGGGUAAUGUCACGUCGUCCUCUUAAGAGAUGAGGCAUGAGCACCUUGACAUCAGACACACGGGAACAGUUUGGCUCACUUGUCUGCAAGCCAGAAUGAGAAGGGCUGUGUGAUAAAAAGGCAGUGGGAUCCGUCUGAGCAGGGAAAGCGGCCAGGCUUACUUGGACGCAGUGUAUGGCAAUGCGGGGGGGGGGGGGGAUCGUGAUCCGGUAACAUUUCCUCCCUGGAAGCUUGUGUCUUAUUUUUGUCUUUGCACUGAGGCAACUUAGAGUUGGGUCAGGAUUUAGUCAUGAGAUCUCUUAAGUAACUCUGCAUGAUGGAACACUGAUGAAUGGAUACCUGUUGGGUGAAGGUCUGAGUGGAGAGCAUCUUUAGUCCCCUGCCCACCUCCAAGCCAAAUGUGAAUGUUGGCAAUCCCUGAAAGAGAGGUCUUGCCAUAGUAAAUGACAGCCCACCUCUCUAUCUUGUUUACUGCACAGCAAGGAGAGCAAACAUGUCAAGGUAUUUGGGGCAGUAUAAAGAAAAUGUGCCUCAAGGUUGGUCAGGGUGCAAAUGGCAUCUUGGCAUUUAACUUUCUGUAGAGGGCCAGUGAGUACUGGACAGGGAGAUUGAGGACUCCAGCCUCAUGCCAACUGAUUUAACUGAACCUUACUGAAUCUAAUGGUAGGGGGUGUUCAGAACUAUGUCAUUGGCACUUUGGAGAUGAACUGACAAACAUGCUGCACUCAAUAUGGCACUUCAGCAUGCAACAACCACCAUCCUACUUACCCAUGCAAUAAUCUUGUGACCCAGUUUAGACUCUUAUCACUGGGUGACAGAGACUAACAGUGGAUUCCUAAAUCCUAGGAUUUCAUUGUAAGGCUCCUGGAGGCCUCUAUGGUUGAAAAACGAUAGGAAUAUGGGUCUUUUUACAGUCAAAGCCAACAAUGCACCUUCUGCUACUAUACCACAAUCUGCAUUCUUUUUAUAUCCUAAAACAGGAGUCCCCAAGGUGGCAUCUAUGGGCACCAUGGUGCCUGCCAACACCUUUCACGGUGCCCACCAAGUGUGUUUAAAAACUGGGCCAGGCCAGAUAGGACUUUUGCCCUGCAGGGCUUCUGAUUGGCUGUGCAGAUUUUUAACUGUUGCUUUGGCCGCAGCUGCCCCACAGCACAAGGAUCUUCACUGUGUGACUGAAGGUAAGCUGUGUAUAUGCAAAAAAACCUCCCCAUUUUAAAACAGUAUAUUCAUUUUGAAAGGCAUCCUCUUUAACCAGCUUCUGUCUGAGAGGUUGAAGACUUACUAUUAGUUCUGUGUAACCUUACUCCCUUCCAUUUCACGGCUGGCACCACCUCCUGCAACUGCCAUUUUGUGGUUCUGCCCACUAACCUUUGUCAGCUUCCCAAAGCUGCCUAAAGGCUCAGAAAGGAGGGACCCCCCCAUGUCCUAGAAUGUUCAUUAUGAUUAGGAGUUUUAUUUCCCACAUGAAAUAUUCUUUGUGUUAAUUGAAUGUAACUUUUAUGGCAUAAAUUCUGCAAUUCUCUGUUGUGUAUAUAUGUACAAAGUAUUUUUUCUAACUUCAGAUAACUGGGUUGAAUGUGUACAAUGUGUAUAACUCAACAAGCCUAGUGGCUGUGCUGCAUUCAAAGCAGUAGUCUUCAAACUUUAGACUUGGGAGCCACCUUUCACCCAAACUGAGAAAUUGGUCCAAAUUAAAAUAUGUGUUUAGGGUAACAAGCUGCAAAGCAGAACAGCGGAGGUAAUGUAACUUUUAACAGUGGUGUUGGAGAGUAAUUUCAGCUGGUUCACUUGCCAAGGAGGGGUGGAAACAGCUUUGAUUCUCACCCCCCAGUCACCUCUGCUACAGAAGAAUACUAGCCCGCAUGCCUCCUUUGUGUCUGGUUUUCCUUUCAUGCACAUCUGGGUGUGUGAGAGGGAGCUGAACAAAACAAAAAAAGAAAAUGGUGGUGGCGGCUGCACCAUUGGGGCAACCCCUUCUAAAGUCGGGUCACAACCCACUUACGGCUUCUAAAUCCCCAAAUGACCUAGAGCAUUAGUAUGGUAAGACUGUGCAGGAUUGCUGAAACCAACUUAUUAAUGUAUAAAUAUUGGUUGGAUUUAGAAUCGGUGGUUUUGUAAGAUGGCUGAUACCGUGUUUAGUAUUUUCAGUGCAAUUCUUUUUUAAAAAAACAAAUAGUAUUUAAAAUGUUUCACCGUUGUACAAUUUGCACAUAGCUUUAUUGACUUCUAAACAUUAAUAAACUGUGUUUGGGGUUUUUUGUACAUGUUCUGUGACCUUUUUUGGCCAUUACAUUUUUAUCCAUGCAUAUAAUACAACCAACCACUUGGAAAAGUCACUGAAAACCUUGUCAUUAUUUUUAUUGUCAGUACACGGGUCAAAAUUUGCCAAUGUAUCUGUACAUAAUGAACUUUGCUUUGCCUUCCCCAGUUUCCUUCUACAAGACAGCUUGCCACAGCUGUGCCUCCCAUUGCUCCCCCUUGUCCCUCCCCCUCUACUGGAAACAAGCAAUUUUGCCCUGCAACAGAUAAGGAUACCUGACAAGAUUCUGGAAUGGACAGUGCAAGAGGUGCAGUUUGGUUGUGACCUAACAACACUGAUACAGGAAGAUGCAUAGCCUGUAUUAGUGAAGAGUAGCACAAGAACGAUGUGUGAGUGACAGAAUUAUUCAUUUGGGAUGUGCACUGAAGUUAUUUUCAUUUCAAAAAAAUUUAUUCAGAUUCUUUGUGAUCUGUAUUAAAGGCAUUAACAUGG
This is a messenger RNA of Eublepharis macularius, 4426 nucleotides long. RefSeq names its product sphingosine-1-phosphate receptor 1 (gene S1PR1). Lineage: Eukaryota; Metazoa; Chordata; Lepidosauria; Squamata; Eublepharidae. The record is from RefSeq and is a predicted model, not a curated record. Gene Ontology annotation, molecular function: sphingosine-1-phosphate receptor activity. Gene Ontology annotation, biological process: angiogenesis; sphingosine-1-phosphate receptor signaling pathway. The transcript is spliced from 2 exons. Gene Ontology annotation, cellular component: membrane. Bases 561 to 1700 code for a protein of 379 amino acids.